GAUUGUGAGUUUACUUAAUCUGUGUAUCAUUCAGGUUCCUUAUUCUCGGGUUCUGGGCCCGUGAGGCGCUGACUUCGGUGUCUAAGAAGACAGACUCGAAUAUGUGUGUUCGUGCGUGCGCGCGCGCGCGAGGGGGUGUGUGUGUGGGAGGGGGGCGGUAGGUAGGAGGAGUUGGCAAAUACAAUGGCGACUGGUAUUGAAGUAGGAAAGACCCCCUGGGGCGGUGAAGGUUUAGUGACAUCCGAAACUGAGGCUGGGAGACAAACUGAGUGGAUGGCUCUGAGUAAAUCAAUGCAUGCAAGGAAUAGAUACAAGGACAAACCUCCUGACUUUGCAUAUCUGGCAUCCAAAUAUCCAGAUUUUAAGCAGCAUGUUCAGAUAAAUCUGAAUGGAAGAGUGAGUCUUAAUUUUAAGGACCCUGAAGCAGUCAGAGCUCUGACUUGUACUCUCCUAAGGGAAGAUUUUGGACUUUCUAUUGAUAUUCCGUUGGAGAGACUAAUUCCCACGGUUCCCUUGAGACUCAACUAUAUUCAUUGGGUAGAAGAUCUGAUCGGUCAUCAGGACUCUGACAAAAGUACUCUCCGAAGAGGAAUUGACAUAGGGACUGGGGCAUCCUGCAUCUAUCCUUUACUUGGAACAACCUUAAAUGGCUGGUAUUUCCUUGCAACAGAAGUAGAUGAUAUGUGCUUCAACUAUGCAAAGAAGAAUGUGGAGCAGAAUAACUUAUCUGAUCUUAUAAAAGUGGUAAAAGUACCACAGAAAACACUCCUGAUGGAUGCUCUUAAAGAAGAAUCUGAGAUAAUCUAUGACUUUUGCAUGUGCAACCCUCCCUUUUUUGCCAAUCAGUUGGAAGCCAAGGGAGUAAACUCUCGAAAUCCUCGAAGACCUCCACCUAGUUCUGUAAAUACAGGAGGUAUCACAGAGAUCAUGGCAGAAGGAGGUGAAUUGGAGUUUGUUAAAAGAAUCAUCCAUGACAGUUUACAACUUAAAAAAAGAUUAAGAUGGUAUAGCUGUAUGCUGGGAAAGAAAUGCAGCCUGGCUCCUCUGAAGGAAGAACUUCGCAUACAAGGGGUUCCUAAAGUUGCCUACACUGAAUUCUGUCAAGGUCGGACAAUGAGAUGGGCUUUAGCUUGGAGUUUUUAUGAUGAUGUAACAGUACCAUCACCACCAAGUAAGCGAAGAAAAUUAGAGAAGCCAAGGAAACCCAUUACGUUUGUAGUAUUGGAGUCUGUGAUGAAGGAAUUAGCCCUCAAAGCGUCGUCUCUGGGCUCUGAGACAGUAGAAGGCAUAGUAGUUGUGACGACAUGGAUUGAAAAAAUUCUCACCGACCUGAAGGUUCAGCAUAAACGAGUUCCCUGUGGAAAGGAGGAAGUUAGCCUUUUCCUAACAGCCGUAGAAAACUCCUGGAUUCAUUUAAGGAGGAAGAAAAGAGACCGAGUGAGACAAUUGAGAGAAGUUCCCCGAGCCCCCAAGAACGUCAUCCAAGCCUUGGAAGAGAAAAAGUCCACCCCAAAAGAGUGUGGCAGUAGCCAAGAUUUGGCCUCAGGCCCCGGGGAGAGUGCCCCCUGUGCGCUCCAGGAAGGCGAGUCUGCCACUGUGGAGGGCCAUGGCCCAAACCAGGACUCGCUCUCCCAGGAUGAAAACCCAGAACCCAUGGAGGAUGAAAGGAGUGAGGAAAAGGGAGAGAUGGAGGUUUUGGAAGGUUGUAAAGGCUCUGGCCAUGGAGCCCAGGACCGAGAGGCUUCUGAGCAGUUCAGCAGCCCAGUGUUUGAAAAAGGGAACCAUCUCCAAGGAGUAGCUGGACGUUACCUAUUUAAAUGUUUGAUAAAUGUUAAGAAGGAGGUAGAUGAUGCCUUAGUUGAAAUGCAUUGGGUUGAGGGCCAGAACAGGGAUUUGAUGAACCAGCUUUGUACCUAUAUACGUAACCAAAUUUUCAGGCUUGUUGCUAGUUAACUCCAAACUUCUUGCACAGUUGGGAAGGUUCUGUAAAGCAGCUUACUUUGGAGUGACCUGUUGCGGGGCAGGAGGAAUUCCACCCUCAGCCCACUGGUAGCAUUAUGUGGAAUUAUCUUUAAGAAAACCAGAAACAAAUUAAUCCAUUUUAAAACACCCCUUCCUUUUUUUAUUUUUAUUUUUUUAAGUUACAGGGCAUUGCAGUAUGGUAGUUCAGAGAAGGAAUUGUGGUUAUCAGCAUCAGCAACAUCCAUCAGUAAACUCUUAAGGGAUUUAAACCUGACUUAAGCUGAUCACCUUAGCUUUAGGCUGGUUUUCUGAGGCCGCAAGACUGCUUUUGCGGUUUGAUCUGGGUCAGAAGUGUGCAGAGCAUCAUGUCCUGUCUGUCACCCACUGCUGCUUCUUGAGGAGGGCUGGCUUUCUCAUCCCCCUAGUGGAGGUGGUGCCCCAGGGCAGAGAGCCCUGGCCUCUCCUAGAGUCACCUUCAAGACUGAGGACUUCGGGCACAUGUGGUUAAUGUCCCCUGUGUCAGUCCAGAGACAGGAACUGGCCUAAUGGCAGGUGGUGGGAGAGUCAGGGAGAGGAGGCUAAGUAAUGCCAGGAAGAAGGGCCCAUCAGGAAGCGCCUGGAAACGUCGGCACAUUCCUGACUCUUGUCUGUUUUGAUGUUGCUUAUUUCAGAAACAGAAUUAGGUAAGCAAAACUGCCCAGUGUGAUGGAGACACAGCAGAAUGAAGCCAUCCCCUUACCUCCAGCCUGUUCAAAGUACUGUUUUGUAGCAGUUUUACUGGUGUGAUUUUUUUUUUUAAUUUGCUUCUGCAGUUAAAGUGGAGCUAAUAUAAGUGUUUUCAGAAUUGAAAACUGUCAAUCCUGUUUGAAUCCUGGGCUUGGGGAAAAUAUUUUCUUGGCUUUGAAUGGGUAAGUGAUUGAUGAUAGAAAUAAGAAAUGGAGCAAGAUAGUUAUGUGCAUUAAGUUGCUUAAGAAAGUCUCGUCUAUUGGGAGAUAAUCAAAGAUUGGUAGCUGAUCAAAGAGUGCUUUUUUGUGGGUCCCCUUGUGAUACCCUCUGUGUUUACCUAUUACUAUUGGAGAAUCCUGAGGCCAAGGUAACCAUGUUCUUAAAACAUGUUUCUAAUUGCAGUGUCAGGGUGCAGCAGGAAUGCCUCUGCAAAAGAAGCCUCUUUUUUUGUUCUCUUCGCAUCUCUGUUACGUCCUGCUAUGCUUGACUUUCAUGGGUUGAUUUUGCACCAGCAGCCUAGGGUCCUAUUUUUCCUGAAAUUUUUGAGUACGGUGCUGGAGCUUCUUGCUGUCUGCAAAGAAGACUGUGACUGAGUUGUUAAGCUAUGCUUUUGAAAGGUGGCUAUUGACUGGGGCAGAAAACUGAUGACCUUGGCAUAUUUUGGCAGCAGCUAGACCAGGCCCUCAGCAAAGAUACAGAAAAUAAAAAUAGGACCAUAUUAUACCUCCCUUCGGCUGUGGAGACAGAGCUGCAGAAGAGAACAUAUUAACCACUUAGUGUUCUUAACUUGGCCCAUAGACCUGGAAAAUCCAUAGCCUCCUGGUUAUUUCCAGAAAUUUCUAGGGGCAUGUUUGGGUUUUUUUCUGGAGAGAAGGCUCCCCAACUUAGAGAGAGGGGUUAGUAACUCACUGAGGAUUAGGGACCACUAUGCUAGUCCAGUCUCUUUUUUGACAGGAUAGGGAAACCAAUGUCCAGGGCCCCACAGAGCCAGGGUUCGAUGCAGGGCCUUGGAUUCCUGCAGUCUGAUCAUCUCCUGUACCCAUGCACAGCAUCCUGCACUACUUAUCUCUCAUGACAUGCUGGAAUCACAUGCUGGACCCAAACCUAGUUUCUAUCUUGAUAGACUUUUCAGAUAAUUGAGUUAGGUGACAGCUGUUCACUUGAUAAGUGGUCACUGGGUAUUUUUUGUUUGCUUGCUUGUUUCAUUAUAAAAGAGUAGUGCAUGCUCAUUAACGAUUUGGAAAAAUGAGGAGAAAACAGCAACAAAAUUACCCCUCAUCUCAACCUUCUGGAGCACAAUUGGUAUUUCAGUGUUUCAGUGUAUUUCAGUGUUUCCUUCUAGUCUCUGACCUCCCUUUCUAUAGAUGGGGUGUGUGAGUGUGGGGGUUCAGAUUGGUUGUGUUCAUGCUGUGUAUUCCGUUUUAUAUUAUGCUUUUUUCUCAUCUGAUGUCUUGUAAGUAAUUUUCCAUGUUAUCACAGGAGUGUAUUAUUUACACUCCUUGGUUCAAAAUGUGUUUCAGGCACAGUAUUACCCUUUGUUUAAGUGUAGUACUUAGAGAUUCCCGGAGAAUCCUCUGUGGACCUGGAGGCACAAAAGAUGGAUCUUGUGUCUGUAUGUGUUUGGUGCCUGAGGUCUAAGGCUUUGUGUCAUGGAAGACAUUUUAUAGGUGUUAAGCUAAUGUUCUUAGAAUUUAAAAAGUAUGUGACAAGAGAAGCUUACACUGCUAGAGCUGUGAGUGCCUUUUUUUGCAUUUGUGUGUCUUCAUUUCAUGCUCUGAGAAUAGUUUAUUUCUAUCUAAUGAGAGAACAUUGAAAACAUUUUUAAAAGACAUUUAGAAAUUCUUUCAGCGAUGCGUAUACUUUAUAAUUGUGUCAUAUGUGAUAGCCUAUAUCUCCCAUAGGGGGAAAAGGAAUUUAAAAAAAAUAGGUUAUUGACUCAUAUAUCAUAAUGUUGAUUGAUACUUGCCUUAAGUGUCUGGAGGUCAAGUUCACAUUGAUGGGUAGGUAUGGAAUUGAGUCUUUGUGGCAUUAUCCUAAAUUACAUUCUGGUCCCUGGCGUUGGCUUCUCAUCUCUUGAUAACCAAAGUGGGAACAGAAGCUGAACUUGCUUUCCAAGGAAGGGGACUAAAGCUACUUUUGUUCUUUGGAACCUGCUUUGCUUCUGACAGUUGGGUUCUUUGAUCCACACCCUUGCCCAGCUAGUCACACAGCAGAGCACCGCUGCAUGUCCUGGUAGGGUUGGUGUCUCUGGUGGAGUUUCAGGUAAUCUAAAUGGGCAUGUGGAUUACUUAAAACUUUAGUAUGUAUUUUUAAAAACAUGAAACCUCUCUUCUCUUAAUAGAAAUCAAAGCUUACCAUGUUAACACACCAAGUUCUAAGUUCUGACAACUAAUAAAACUGCAUGGUGUGGAAAAGAUGCAAAAAGGUCUGUAGAAAAUUCGGGGUCUCCUAAAAGGAAUAGCUCCUCCAUCUUACUUAAACUAAGGCAUUUUCCUCUGUAGCCACACGGGGGCAUCUUUGGCCCUUUUAUCAAGUGCCUUAACUUCUCUGUGGGAGUGGAUAAAAUUGUGUCCUUGGUAUUUUCUUGAAAUAUCCAGUUGCUACUCAGAUAAAUAUUUUUAUGUAAGCAAGGACAUUUUCAUAUUUAAAAAAUGUGAAAGAUAAAAGUAGAAAGAAGGAAAAACCUACCUUGUGGUCGAAUAUACUCUUUCAACCUUUUUAUGUUUCUUUAUGGUCCCAGUAGACUUUUGUUCUUUUCUUUCCGUCUGUCCUGCUACUCUAGAAUAUAUCCAGGAUGGGUCAGUCCUUUGGACCAACUUUUUAUUGGUCUUUAGUUAAUGGAGGUACCAGAGGGGAAUGUUUAGUGAUUUUAAAUCGUAACUUUUCAAAAGCUUUAUGUUGCAGGAAGAGUAACAUAUAGAGCCCUAAGAAAGAACCUUUUGGUGUUCUUUUGUCUUUUCAUUCUUGUCUUGCUUUAUCUGGCCAGCUGAACAGCAUGCAUGUGAUGUGUUGUUUACAUUACAAGUUGGCACAGUUGGUUCUGUGUUGGGCGUAUAUUAUAUAGGUUAGCUGGGCCUUCUUUCCCACAAGGGGUGUUUCUGUGUGGAACGUGUCUGUCACCAACCCUGAGGUCUGUGUGGGCUCACAGAGAAGCCCCAGCCGCCCUUAUUUUCCUGGCCCAGAAUCAGAUGUUGUAGGUGGUCACCCAGCAGAUCUGUACAUUAGAAGGAAGAAGGUCCAAUUUGGAAAACUAAGAAGCCCUCUGGGAGAAGGAGGGUCUCAAAGGUGCAGCCAUUUUACAGCCGGCCAGGAGGUGCCGCUAGGAAAGGGACGUGACCACAUCCUUUGUGGAGAAGCUAGUGCUUGGGAGAAUCAGUUUGCUGAGUGCGCACCUACCCCAGUAAAACCCAGCAGAGGCUUACUAGUGAGAAUGAUUGGCCUCUGCCUCCUGGAGCCGGGCAGUGAUGGUAUUGAACCUUCUAAUUCUCCCAAGUACAAACUGCGUGGCGCUCAUGCCAGUGCAGUAAUAGAAAGCCCUUGAGCAACAGGGCCUCACAUACAUACCAGGGAGUUCCUGCUCUGCUCUGUAAAGACAUUCAGAUCCUCUGCUGUGACUCACCCAAAUGACUAAAACAGUGGUUUAUUUUUUUAAUUGCUGGUUGGAACAGCUAAUGCUCCCUUUUGGAACAGCUAAUGCUGCCUUUUGGAGGCUUUGCUUUUACUCUGGGGGACUGUGUUGUGACUGAGUGAAGGCCUUGCACUUCUGAACACCCUUGAGGUGCAGCCUCUCCGCCUCUCUUAGCCCAAGCAGAAACAUCAGGGAUUCCAGGCACUCUUCAAGGAAGCAGAGGAUCACCAGUGCUUCUUAUGAGCCAGAGAACUGAGAUAGGAGUGGACCAGGAAAAUGUAGGCAGACUUGGCAGGAUUGGCUUGUAUAUGAUGUUCUCAAGAGGACAAGAGAUAUAUAGGUCCCCAAUGCUUUCCCAGUCAUCCUAGGGGAAUGGAAAACAGAGGAAAGCACAGACUUCCCAGCUCAUUAGACCUGGGUUCACAUUCGAGUUCCAUUUACAGGGCAAGUCGGUCUCACUAAGGCUUAGCUUCCUCAUACAAAAGAUUGAAGAAUUUUUACCUCACAGAGCUGUAACAGCAGUUAAGUGAGAGAAUUACUGUAGUACCUGGAGGAAUACAUAAACAGAGAGUAGGCUUCUCAACUUGCUCAUCUCUUAUCAUCCUUUGAGUUUCAAUUUCUGGUCAGAAAAUCUACCAAGAGAAUCCAGUGAAAAGGCUGAGGGCUGUAUAACUGCAGGUAUAGACUACCACUCUGACCGAGAGCAAAAUCUGGGCUUCCAGGUAAUGGAGGGUUUAACAGGGAACCAGUACCGACUGGCAGUCCUCUGUGUAAGUUGUCUCACUAAGUAACCCUGCAGAGAAGUAUGGGGUUCCUGUGUGAUCACUUUAAAGAAGUGACAGCUAAGAGAUUGCCCUGAGGUUUCUCUCAGAGUUAAGUCACAAAUGUGGGAUUUGAACUCGGUCCAGAGAUCGGACACUGGGAUCUGGUACCAAAUCUCAAGAUUUAUAAUAAGUGCCAUACUCAGAAUGGAAAGGGACUUCUGGGCUUAUCUGACCCAACUCUAGGGAAGGAGACUUCAGUUUAGUCACAGGGAAGAGAGAGAAAGCAUCUCUUACCCAACUUCACAAUUUAGCACUUAAAGGUAAUAUUAUUUUCCAGCCUGUUAUCAAUGAACAAAAUUUAAUAAGUGAAAUUGCUUAUAAUUAGUUCUUAAUUUAUGCUACCAAAUCUUUAUAUAGAAUUUUGUAUUUGGCAGUAGUACAGAUAAUUAGAUAGUGAAACCACAAAAUAUCUAGUGCAAGCACAUGUUGGAUCAGAAUCAAUGUACAGUAACUGGUAAUUAUUUAGGUAAUGACUCUUUGACGAUACCUAAUCGUAUAAUAAUAGAAGAAGGAAUUUUUUUAAAUAGGCAGCAUCCAGUAUUUCACAUACAGAGCACAAAACUGAUGUACUUUCUGAUCUUGCUGGAGAAGAUAGCAAUCAUCAGAAAAACUGCAAGUUGUCCUCCCCAGGUGGGGGAAUGGACCGUGUAAAUCUGGAGAACAGGAAAGGCUGCUUGCAAUCUGGUGGACUCAUUCAGGGAGUGUGGCUGUGUCUAGGAACUGGAGCCAGGAAAUCCCCAGCCCGGCCGGCCCCCAGGAGGCUUGCGCUGCUGCUGCCCCAAAAGAGAAGGCUGCCCCGAGAGCACUGCUGAGCCCGGACUGCGGGUGAGGCCGGGCCUGCCCCCACAGAUUCGCAGUUCCAGAGGCCUUGUGUGUCUUGCUGGGAAAAUGGGGGUUCCCAUUCUGGUCUGACAGGAUCCCUAAUUCAGAUGCGUGUGUCCCAGGAUUCCUGCCUUCAGGGCUGAACACGGGGCUUCUAGACCAAACGCUGGCCUGUAUUUUCGUGAACUCCAGAUGAGCACUAAUGAGGACUCUCAUUCACCAAGGGAAGUAUUUCUUCAUCGUCUGUACCAGGGGUCAGGCAAGAAGGGCUGGAGCUCAGGCUCUGAGUAAAAGUAGCUUUUACUCGAUUCCUGCAGGUUAUUGCCGUACAGAAAUAGCUGCCCAGGGUUACUGGAUUCUGAUUUAUUUGGGGGAAGCCAGAAAUCCAGACUUUAUGAGAAAUUUACUGUAAAUCCUGACAACUACUUGAAUAUUUUAUGGAAGCCUGGUGGACCACCAUCAGUUUGUGGCCUCUUCUACCUCCAGGUGGUGGACUGUCUGAAUAUUUGCUGCCUCCACUUUCCUGACUCAUUUACUUGAGCUCCUAAAGUCUGGUUGCUGCCUUCCCUCCUUUUUAAAGAGUUCUUCUCACCUCUUAAAGGGAGAAUCCCGAAGAUCCUCUUCUUGGGCUUUGUUUGCUCUUUUCUCCUGUUUAUGGCUGACCUCAUCCACUCCAGUGACUUCAGUGCUGAUCACUCCUACAUUCAUCAUGCCCAAAUCUAGACCUUUCCUGAACUUUCAGCAUCCACAUACCUAACCACCUACUGGACAUCUCCCCCAGGACUGGGGCUGUGUCAAACUCAGCUUGUCUGCUCCUGCUUGUCUACACCUGUAUUCUUGGUUGCCAUCCACCCAGCUGUCCAGAUUAGAAAUCUCUGCUCCUCCCUCUCCUUCGCCACCAGGGUCUAAAACCUUCCAGCUUAGAAAAAUCUCCCAAAUCCAGCCCAGCCUCUCCUUCCCUGGUGCCACUGCCUUAGUGCUGCUCCGCAUCUCACACGGACCACGAAGGCAGGCUGAGCCAUUUCUGGGGACCUUCAGAGCUAAGCAGCAGAAAGAGCAGAUUUAGAGAGGUUUGAGGGAAUGGGGUGAAGAAACCUGUUUUCAAGGGUGAAGCAGGAGGGCUUUCAGAAGAAAGAGUAGGAUGGGAGAUAGACCCACAGCAACAGGUCGAGUUAUCCGAGGCCCUUCCUGAUAAAGCACAGAACUUUCCCCCUUUUACAUAAUUUCAUUUUACAGAAGUAAUGUUUUCACUAUAAGAAAUUUAGAAAAUAAUGAAUAAAAGUUUACAAUUCCACUACUCAAAUGGAGUUAUUUUACAUUUUGUUAUCGAAGUAUUUUUAUAUGCAUAUAUAUUUUUAAACACGUGGGAUCAUGUUGUAUGCUACUGUUUUAUAAUCUUUUUCAUUUAGCAAUAUACUGUGAUAACUUCUUUCUGAUUAUAUAAAACUAAUCUAUGCAUCAGAAAACUUGUGAAAAUAAAAACUACCAGUAAUUACACUGCCCAAAGACCACCACUGUUCAUAUUUUGGCUUAUUAACAACCCUGUCUUCUUCGUGCCAUAUUGUGAAUGUCACUUCGCGAAACUAAUUAAUUGUUCCUUGUUGAAAAUUUAGGUUUUCUGGUUUUUGCUUUUGUAAAUAAUGUGUUAGUGAAUAUCUUUGUACAGAAGUCUUCAUGUUUUUUUUUUAUUGCUUUGGGAUAAAUUUAUAUAAGAAUUACUGAAGCAGAAGAGAUACGACUCUUUUAAAGGCUUUUUGUACAUAUGGCCAGUUCGCUCCAGGAACAAAUUGUGCUGCUUUAUGUUUCCACAAGUGCCUGUUUCUACCACACAUCUGAUGGCACUAGAAGGCUAAUUUUUAAAAAUCCCUUAUCAACUGAUCAGCAAGAAUAUUUUCACUGUUUUAAUUUUAUUAUAGUAUUGGCAAGGCCAAACGUUCUCAUAUAUGUGUAUUUAUGUUAUAAGUAUUUGUUCAUAUAUUUAUUGUUUUAUGAAUUUUAAAUCAUGUUCCAUGUUCA
This is a messenger RNA of Camelus dromedarius (Arabian camel), 9978 nucleotides long. It is a transcript of the gene METTL16, whose product is annotated as methyltransferase 16, RNA N6-adenosine. Gene Ontology annotation, molecular function: 23S rRNA (adenine(1618)-N(6))-methyltransferase activity. Bases 184 to 1953 code for a protein of 589 amino acids. Gene Ontology annotation, biological process: rRNA base methylation. The transcript is spliced from 10 exons. Lineage: Eukaryota; Metazoa; Chordata; Mammalia; Artiodactyla; Camelidae. The record is from RefSeq and is a predicted model, not a curated record. Gene Ontology annotation, cellular component: nucleus.